Messenger RNA from Erigeron canadensis, 1009 nucleotides. RefSeq names its product DNA polymerase epsilon subunit C. The record is from RefSeq and is a predicted model, not a curated record. Gene Ontology annotation, biological process: regulation of DNA-templated transcription. The coding region runs from base 41 to 664 and encodes 207 amino acids. Lineage: Eukaryota; Viridiplantae; Streptophyta; Magnoliopsida; Asterales; Asteraceae. The transcript has 4 exons. Gene Ontology annotation, molecular function: protein heterodimerization activity. Gene Ontology annotation, cellular component: nucleus.
CAAGCUCCCUUCCAUCCCAGCUCUAGAAACCAAACAGAAAAUGGCGACUGAGAAGAAGCAAAAUCCUGAAACCAAAAAACGGAAAAGUAACAAAGCUCCGGCACCGGCGAAAUCAAACGGAAAACACAAAAUCAACUCACUGGAAAAACAACAAGGAAUUCCGAUCAUCACUGCUUCCAGUUCUCACAUUCAAACUAACGGAACAAAAUCAAAAUCAAAAUCGAAAUCGAAAUCGUCUGAGAAGCAAAACGAUGUCGUUUACGCUAACGGAACCGAAAAUGGGUCGGUUAAAGAAAAUAAGAAGAAAAGUAUAGAGAAAGUGAAAGAAAGUAGUAACAGUAACAGUAAUAAUGAUAAUAUAAGUAUAAUGUAUCAGAUACCGAUGAAUAGAGUGAGUAGAAUAGUCAAGAGUGAAGAUCCGAAUAUUCGUAUUACUCAAGAUGCCGUUUUCGCUAUCAAUAAAGCUUCGGAAAAGUUUCUCCAGCUUCUCACGACAGAAGCAUAUGCUAGUGCUUUUCUGGAUCGCAAGAAGAACAUUGAUUACAAACACCUUUCAUCGGUUGUUAGUAAGCGAAGGAGAUUGGACUUCCUUUCAGAUUUUGUUCCAGAAAAAGUGAAAGCAGAGGAUGCGUUGAAAGAGUCAUCACCAGCAGUCGAGACUUGAAAGGGUUCCUAAGAUUAACCCACAUAUUUCCUUUUUGGCAUGUCGAGUGUUGCUCAUCAGUAGAUAUCACCCUAGUAGUAGCGUUUUGUAACAUUCGCUUACAACAAUAACGAUCCUAAUUGUAAAAUCAAUGUGCAUUUUUGGUGUUUUCGCGACUUGAUUCAUUCAAGAAUUUGUCUUGAACUUUACUUUGUAAUUCAAGAAUUUGUCUUGAACUUUACUUUGCUGCGACUUGACGAGAAUGUUAACGGCAAAACCAAAUAAUAUGCAGUGGUAAGAUUUUAGGGUGGAUUGUAUUCAAAACCUGUAUCUUUUUAUAUUUUAAUUACCAUUAACUUUAACAAA